GUAUUUCAGCGCGGACACUUGGAGGCGCCCACAAGCUGUCCUGUGACAAUUGAUGGAGAUUUGGAGAAGAUGGACUUUGAUAAAGCCACAACCACACAAUGAGUAAUGAAUUCUUUUGUUUUCUAAGGUCGUUGUAUGUCUGAUCCAGAUCUGCCGCUGCGGACUUGCUAUCUAACUAAAGGGACAAUGGCAGCGGUAACGAGUCCGGAAACGACACCUCAACCCCGGGUCUACUUUCAAACGCCUCCCGGUACCGAAGAAGAAGUGCCACAGAAGCAAGGGCGAGUGACCGUGAAAUAUGACAGGAAAGAAUUAAGGAGGAGGCUGAAUCUGGAAGAAUGGAUAGUUAGCCAGUUAAUGAAUCUGUAUGACUGCGAGGAGGAUGAGGUCCCCGAGCUGGAAAUAGAUGUGGAUGAGCUGCUGGAUCUGCCCAGCGAUGUCGAGAGAGCCAUUCGAGUGAAGAUGCUGCUGGUCGACUGUUACAAACCUAAUGAUGAUUUUGUGGCGGCGCUGCUGGAGAAAGUUCGAGGCAUGCAGAAACUCAGCACUCCCCAGAAGAAAGGUGAGCUGACGCCAUGAGGUCACAACAGCUCCCCUCCCACCACCACAAAACAAUCCUGUCACUCCAAACCCAGAGGAGAAAUGCAGGCAUGCAGACCCAACCACUAUACCACAGUGUCUGUCAAACGGAGCUUAUCGAUAGGAGUCCAGCCAAGCCAAUGUCAGCUGCAGGUUGAAAACCCCAACUGUUUUACUUUGUCUUAGUACUGUCUCAGCAUAUAUUACAUGUAGAGAGUGUGGUAGUGUCCCUUUAGCUUAAAACUUCCGUGGUGAUUUAGGGAAAGGAUUCGAAUGUUGUGGAAAUGGUUGAUGUUACGGUUACACUGUUCACUUACACACUUCCUUCAGAGCCACUUGACUUGAUGUGUCUGUAGUCAAGUAGAAAACUAGAGCAAAACUGAUUUUUCUUUGUAUGUCAGUCUCUCACUUCUGAUGUCUUUCGAUAAGGGCAAAUUUCAAAGUUUUGAGGCCAGAAGGCAUUUGUUUUAGAUGUGGGGGUAUGUGAGAUUUUAGAACAUGUUGAUGUGAAUUGGGAAGAGGGAGGGGGGGCUGAGAAAUGUGAACUGUGUGUUUUGUAAGCCAUUUUUAAUCUACCUUUUUUAGGAAAAACAAUGACAGGUCUGUGUUAGUACUACUGCUUUUAAGAAUCAUUUAAAUGAGGA
Triplophysa rosa is the source of this 1223-nucleotide messenger RNA. RefSeq names its product protein phosphatase 1, regulatory (inhibitor) subunit 14Ba (gene ppp1r14ba). The record is from RefSeq and is a predicted model, not a curated record. The transcript is spliced from 5 exons. Gene Ontology annotation, biological process: regulation of phosphorylation; innate immune response. NCBI's taxonomy places the organism in Eukaryota, Metazoa, Chordata, Actinopteri, Cypriniformes, Nemacheilidae. Gene Ontology annotation, molecular function: protein serine/threonine phosphatase inhibitor activity. The coding region runs from base 136 to 579 and encodes 147 amino acids. Gene Ontology annotation, cellular component: cytoplasm.